GUAGCCAGAUCUUCAUAAUGAACCAACGGUUCGUGGGCGUGGCUGAGCGCACAGUGACACUGGAAGAUGGCGGCUACCAUCGGGAGACUUCUCGGGACUUGCGCAAGAAGAGUGGCAGUUAAUGGGGUGAAGGCCUUCAAUGCUCACAGUGGAGCAUCAAUGAUCAGGGCCCCACAAACCUGCAUUGCUGCACAAAAAGCUUGUUUCUCAGUCAGUGCAGCAAGAUGGGCUCCAGCAGUCACUCAACCAGCUCCUCACUUCAAAGGCACUGCUGUUCUUAACGGAGAGUUCAAGGAAAUCAGCCUUGAAGAUUUUAAGGGCAAAUACCUAGUCCUUUUCUUCUACCCAUUAGAUUUCACAUUUGUAUGCCCCACAGAGAUCAUCGCCUUCAGUGACAAGGCUAAAGAGUUCCAUGAUGUAAACUGUGAAUUAGUUGGUGUGUCUGUGGACUCUCACUUUACCCACUUGGCUUGGACUAACACCCCAAGAAAGAGUGGAGGAUUAGGAAAAAUACACAUUCCUCUGUUGGCUGACCUCACAAAGCAAGUGUCAAGAGACUAUGGGGUCUUACUGGAAGGCCCUGGAAUUGCUUUAAGGGGUCUUUUCGUUAUCGACCCUAAUGGAGUUAUCCGACACAUGAGUGUAAAUGACCUGCCAGUUGGGCGCUCGGUUGAAGAAACCCUUCGUCUGGUCAAGGCCUUCCAGUUUGUGGAAACCCACGGUGAAGUCUGUCCUGCCAGCUGGACCCCAAAGUCGCCCACGAUAAAGCCAACUCCAGAGGGCUCCAAGGAAUACUUUGAGAAAGUCAACUGAAACUCCAAAAGUACUGACAGAUCAUGCAAAUCUUAAUGCUACUCCAUAGUGAAUUAUACAAUUGAAUAUAAUUAUUUACACGCAGCAUGAUAAGGUAUAUUGGCAGUUGAAAUAUUUGAUUUUUGGAUUUGGAUAGUAGUUUAAAUAAAAAUUAAGUCUGUGUUGA
Molecule: messenger RNA, 979 nt
Organism: Triplophysa dalaica
Lineage: Eukaryota; Metazoa; Chordata; Actinopteri; Cypriniformes; Nemacheilidae
Gene: prdx3
Product: peroxiredoxin 3
Exons: 7
Coding region: 67-813 (248 amino acids)
Biological process (GO): cellular response to stress; cell redox homeostasis; response to oxidative stress
Cellular component (GO): mitochondrion; cytosol
Molecular function (GO): thioredoxin peroxidase activity
Source: RefSeq, a predicted model, not a curated record